ACUCACCUUCCCCGCACUGUCCUGCCUUGCCGCCCACGUUCCCCCACCAUCUUGUGUGAAUACGUAAUCAUUUCGAAUCAAAUUUUAAUCCCAGUUUUGGGCUCCAUUUUCCAGCUGGGGAGUGAUUGAGGGGAGCAGGGUGGGGAACAACCGUCUGAAAAAGUUACAUAAACCUCAAUUCCAGGAGACUCUAGCUCAGAUGCGUCAUUCUCAAAUUGCGGCUCCAAGACCAAGCAACAAACCUCGCGAGACAACUGAGUCGACGACGCAGGGGGAGCUUCGCGAUCCCGCCGCAAGGAGGAGCACGUGUUUGCUGAACCCGCCCUCUGCGCGUGAGCGUGGGCGUGGGUGUGGGCGCGGGCGCAGGCGAACGGCUGUCGGUCAGGUGUCCUUGUCCCCUUGAGUUGCGCGGGUCGUGUUCGAGGGCAUGGACGACAGGUACCCUGCGCUUCGGCGGGCCCAGCUGCGUCUGGAUUUCAUCCACGCCAACUCCACCACUCACAGUUUCCUUUUUGGAGCACUGGCUGAAUUGCUGGAUAAUGCAAGAGAUGCAGGGGCUGAAAGACUUGAUGUCUUUUCAGUGGAUAAUGAAAAACUGCAGGGGGGAUUCAUGUUGUGUUUCCUGGAUGAUGGAUGUGGCAUGAGCCCUGAGGAAGCUUCAGACAUCAUUUACUUUGGACGAUCCAAAAAACGGCUGUCAACCUUGAAGUUCAUAGGGCAAUACGGCAAUGGUCUUAAAAGUGGGUCCAUGAGAAUUGGAAAAGACUUUAUUCUUUUUACGAAGAAGGAAGAAACGAUGACCUGUGUGUUUUUUUCUCAGACAUUCUGUGAAGAAGAAAGUCUUAGUGAGGUUGUAGUUCCAAUGCCCUCGUGGUUAAUAAGAACCAGAGAAUCUGUCACAGAUGAUCCCCAGAAAUUUGCAAUGGAAUUAUCUAUAAUUUAUAAAUACUCCCCAUUUAAAACUGAAGCAGAAUUGAUGCAGCAGUUUGAUGUGAUCUAUGGAAAAUGUGGUACUUUGCUGGUUAUUUAUAACUUGAAGCUUCUGCUUAAUGGAGAACCAGAGUUGGAUGUUAAAACUGACAAAGAAGAUAUACUGAUGGCUGGAGCUCUGGAGGAUUUCCCAGCGAGGUGGUCAUUCAGAGCCUACACAUCUGUUCUGUAUUUUAACCCAUGGAUGAGAAUAUUCAUUCAAGCCAAGAGAGUUAAAACUAAACAUCUUUGCUAUUGCCUCUACAGACCCAGAAAGUAUCUUUAUGUCACAUCUUCUUUUAAAGGAGCAUUUAAAGAUGAAGUUAAAAAGGCAGAAGAAGCAGUAAAGAUUGCUGAAUCCAUAUUGAAAGAAGCACAAAUCAAAGUAAACCAGUGUGACAGAACCUCUUUAUCUUCUGCCAAGGAUGUAUUAGAGAGAGCUUUGGAAGAUGUAGAAGCAAAGCAAAAGAAUCUUAAAGAGAAACAAAGAGAAUUAAAAACAGCAAGAACGCUCUCCCUGUUCUAUGGAGUGAACGUAGAAAACCGAAGCCAAGCUGGAAUGUUCAUUUACAGUAAUAACCGUUUGAUCAAAAUGCAUGAAAAAGUGGGCUCACAGUUGAAACUGAAGUCCUUACUUGGCGCAGGUGUGGUUGGAAUUGUUAAUAUACCCUUGGAAGUCAUGGAACCAUCCCAUAAUAAACAGGAAUUUCUCAAUGUCCAAGAGUAUAAUCAUCUACUAAAAGUCAUGGGACAGUACUUGGUCCAGUACUGUAAGGACACUGGCAUCAAUAAUAGAAAUUUAACAUUGUUUUGCAAUGAAUUUGGAUACCAGAAUGACAUCGACGUGGAGAAACCUUUAAAUUCUAUUCAGUGUCAAAGAAGACAAGCCAUGGGUAUCCCAUUCAUCAUACAAUGUGAUCUUUGUCUUAAAUGGAGAGUCUUGCCUUCCUCUACUAAUUAUCAGGAAAAAGAAUUUUUUGACAUUUGGAUUUGUGCUAAUAAUCCCAACCGCUUGGAAAACAGUUGUCAUCAGAUAGAACGUCUACCUUCCAUCCCACUGGGCACCAUGAGCACAAUAUCACCAUCAAAAAAUGAGAAAGAGAAGCAACUUAGAGAGUCGGUCAUAAAGUAUCAAAAUAGACUGGCAGAACAGCGGCCACAGCCUCAAUUUAUACCAGUGGACGAAAUCACUGCCACUUCCACCUGCCUAACUUCAGCACAUAAGGAAAAUACCAAAACCCAGAAAAUCAGGCUUUUGGGCGAUGACUUGAAGCAUGAAUCUCUUUCAUCCUUUGAGCUUUCAGCGAGCCAUAGAGGACAGAAAAGAAACAUAGAAGAGACAGACUCUGAUGUAGAGUAUAUUUCAGAAACAAAAAUUAUGAAAAAGUCUAUGGAGGAGAAUAUGAACUCUCAGCAGCAGAGAAUUCCAGUAGCUCUGCCAGAAAAUGUCAAACUAGCUGAGAGAUCCCAGAGAAGUCAGAUUGCUAAUAUUACCACUGUCUGGAGAGCUCAACCAACUGAAGGGUGCCUGAAGAAUGCCCAGGCCACUUCUUGGGAAAUGAAAAGGAAGCAGAGUCUGAAUUUUGUAGAGGAAUGUAACGUAUUGACUGAAGAUGAGAACAAGAGUGAUUCAGAUAUAAUCCUGGUUUCAGAUAAAAGCAACACUGAUGUUUCAUUGAAACAAGAAAAAAAGGAAAUUCCUCUUUUAAACCAAGAAAAACAGGAGCUGUGCAAUGAUGUUCUAGCAAUGAAAAGAAGCUCUUCAUUACCUAGCUGGAAAAGCUUGCUCAAUGUGCCGAUGGAAGAUGUGAAUCUAAGUUCUGGACACAUAGCCAGAGUUUCUGUGAGUGGCAGUUGUAAAGUUGCUUCUUCGCCAGCGUCUUCUCAAAGCACACCUGUCAAGGAAACAGUGAGAAAACUGAAGUCUAAAUUAAGGGAGAUUCUUCUGUAUUUUUUUCCUGAGUAUCAGCUACCAUCAGAAUUGGAAGAACCUGCAUUAAGUUGUGAGCUGGAGCAGUGCCCAGAGCAGAUGAACGAAAAGCUGAAAAUGUGUUUCAACCAGAUACAGAAUACUUACAUGGUCCAAUAUGAAAAAAAAAUAAAGAGGAAAUUGCAGUCCAUUAUCUAUGAUUCAAAUACAAGAGGAAUACGUAAUGAAAUCUCUCUGGGGCAAUGUGAAAAUAAAAGAAAAAUCUCUGAGGAUAAGCUGAAGAAUCUUCGUAUAAAACUGGCACUAUUGUUGCAGAAACUCCAACUGGGUGGUCCAGAAGGUGACCUGGAGCAGAUUGACACUUAUUUAGAAGCUUUGCUUAAGGAAGAUAAUCUUCUCUUCCAGAACAAUUUAAAUAAAGUAACUAUAGAUGCAAGACAUAGACUCCCUUUAGAAAAAAAUGAAAAGACUUCUGAAAAUUAAGUCAGAGAUGGUAUUACCUUUUAAAAAAUGCUAAUAAGAAAAUUGGAAGAUUCUUUUAAAAAUUUUUCUUUUUUGUUGUUGUUACUGUAAAGUCUAUUCUGUUUAACAAUAAGAAAUAAGAAAUAAUUUUUUUCAAAUAAGAAAAUUGUGUACUCUAGAAAUGGAGACCGAUUUACAAUUUAUAUAUUCCCUAAUCCAAUUAUCUAAAUCUUCCUUUUCUUUCAGAAAUAUUAAUAAUAUCUAGAGUUCUCUAAUUUUCAUGUGAGCUACUGAAAAAAAUGAAAAUGUCACUCAAGCUUAACUUUUGUUAUUCCUUAAAAGAUUGUUAUUGUAAUUUUGUUAUUCCUUAAAAACAUUUAAAAGCAGAUUUUUUCAAAAUCGAUAUGUGAAGGACUACAGAAUCACCUCCUCUUGAAGAUAUUGAAAAAGAAAGACAUAUGCCCUUUCUCCACUAUAGCCAACACUCAGUCAAGCAGAAAAUACAAAUCCCCCCAAAACUUUGAGACAUAGCUUAUAUAAUUUUAUUAUUUAGUCAUAGUAAAAGAAUAAAUCUCCUAAGCAUAAUAUGUAUACAUAUUACACAUAUGUAAAAAUUGUUGUUUUACAUUUACAUAUACGUAAAGAAGUAUGUUUUUACACAUUUCUUGAUAAGUGGUUUAUUUUGUUUAGAAAUGUCUGAAACUUUAGACAAAAACAAUAAAACAUUUAAUAUUCA
Messenger RNA from Gorilla gorilla gorilla (western lowland gorilla), 4097 nucleotides. RefSeq names its product MORC family CW-type zinc finger 1 (gene MORC1). Gene Ontology annotation, cellular component: nucleus. The transcript has 28 exons. The record is from RefSeq and is a predicted model, not a curated record. Lineage: Eukaryota; Metazoa; Chordata; Mammalia; Primates; Hominidae. The coding region runs from base 428 to 3382 and encodes 984 amino acids. Gene Ontology annotation, molecular function: zinc ion binding.